Molecule: messenger RNA, 2807 nt
Organism: Juglans regia (Persian walnut)
Lineage: Eukaryota; Viridiplantae; Streptophyta; Magnoliopsida; Fagales; Juglandaceae
Product: G-type lectin S-receptor-like serine/threonine-protein kinase RLK1
Exons: 1
Coding region: 92-2548 (818 amino acids)
Biological process (GO): protein phosphorylation
Molecular function (GO): ATP binding; protein serine/threonine kinase activity
Source: RefSeq, a predicted model, not a curated record
UAUAAUAUUAAAAGCUACUCAUCAUCCACCGGUCACACCUACCUUAACCCACUUUUUUCCGAUUGUCUGAAGCCAAAUAUUGCUUUUGGUAAUGGCUUCUGCUCUUCCUCCAACUUUCUUUUCCCUGCUGCUGCUGCUCUUUCCAAUUUCUGCUAUUGCUCAAACUAGUCGUAACAUCACCGUGGGUAGUUCUUUGUCUGCAACUGAUGAUAACUCGACAUGGCUUUCUCCUUCGGCUGAUUUUGCCUUUGGAUUUCACAGACUCAACAACAGUGAUUUCUUCCUGCUCUCUAUUUGGUAUGACAAGAUACCGGACAGAACCAUAGUUUGGUAUGCAAAUGGAGAUCGCCCUGCUCCAAGAGGAUCAAAAGUGGGACUAAGUUCUGAUCGUGGAUUAGUUCUCACUAGCCCCCAAGGCGAAGAGUUAUGGACAUCUCAGAACCUUACUGGUGUUGUUGCCUCUGGUGUGAUGAACGAUACUGGCAACUUUGUGCUCCGAGAUAGCAGCUUCAAUAAGGUAUGGGAAAGCUUCCAGGAUCCUGCCGAUACCAUCUUACCUACACAGAAUAUGGAAAGGGGUGGGUUCCUUUCAUCUCGACAAUCAGAGACCAAGUUUUCCAAAGGAAGGUUCCAGCUUCGUUUCGUUCAAGACGGGAAUAAACAAAAGAUAGAGGUUGGUACUCUUGUGCUCAAUACCAUAAACUUGCCCACCAAUGAACCUAAUACUCCUUAUUAUGUAAAAGAAAGUACUGUUGGAGGUAAUGCAUCAAAUCCCGGUAAACAAUUUGUUUUUGAUGAGUCUGGAUAUAUGUAUAUACUUAAAGAGAAUGAGGAACGUAGCAUUCUAUCACCGGAAAUUCUCUCGACGGGAAAUUCCUAUUUUAGAGCUACUCUCAAUUUUGAUGGUAUUUUCACUCUGUAUUCUCACCCGAAGACUGCCACCGCCAAUGAAAGCUGGACUGCAAUUUGGUCUGUACCGGAUAAUAUAUGCAUGCAUGACUUUAUUGAAUCAGGAAUGGGUAUUUGUGGGUACAAUAGUGUCUGUCAUCUCCAACCAGAUAAGAGGCCAAGGUGUGAGUGCCCAAGAGGAUACUCUUUACUUGAUCCAAAUGAUCCUUAUGGAAGUUGCAAGCCGGACUUCAUACAGGGAUGCAAAGAAGAUGAACUUAGCUCCCAAAAGGAUCAGUAUUAUUUAGAGAAUCUGACAAAUACUGAUUGGCCAACAUCAGAUUACAUUAAAUUGGUGCCUUUUAAUGAAGAUAAUUGCACAAACUCUUGCUUGCAAGAUUGUAUGUGUGCUGUCGCCGUACUUACAGAUGGCAAUACCUGUUGGAAGAAGAAGCUACCACUCUCCAAUGGGAGAUUCACCGGAACUUUUACAGGUAAGGCAUUCAUCAAAGUUAGGAGAGAGAAUUCCACCCUACUGGGUCCCUAUUUCCCGGUUCCAGGCAACGAGACAAUCCGAAAAAAGAACCAGGACGGUUUGGUAAUUGGAGGGUCAGUGCUUUUAGGCUUCUCUGUGUUCAUUAACUUUAUACUGAUUGCCACUAUGCUUUAUAGUUUUUACUUUAUUUACCAAAAGAAAAUCAAACAAAUUAACCAAAAGGGUGUUGGCUUGGAAAUGAAUUUGCGUCGUUUUACCUACAAAGAGCUUGAAGAAGCCACAAAUGGCUUCAAGGAAGAACUGGGAAGGGGAGCCUUUGGUGUUGUUUACAAAGGUGAAAUAAAGAUGGGCUCUAAUGUCCAGCUUAUGGCAGUCAAGAAGAUAAACAGUGUUUUCCAGGAGAAUGAGAAGGAAUUCAAUGCUGAAGUAAAUAUAAUUGGUAAGACACAUCACAAGAACCUGGUUAGACUACUUGGCUUCUGUGAUGAAGAACGACAACGGUUGCUGGUAUAUGAGUUCCUGAGCAAUGGCACUUUAUCUGGUUUCCUUUUUGGAGAUUCAAAACCAGAUUGGGAAAGAAGAAUCAAAAUUGCUUUUGGGGUUGUGAAAGGACUCUUGUAUUUACACGAAGAGUGCAGCACCCAAAUAAUCCACUGCGACAUAAAGCCUCAGAACAUACUCCUUGAUGAAUAUUACAACGCAAGAAUUUCUGACUUCGGAUUAGCAAAGCUGUUGAUGAUGAAUCAGAGCAAAACCCAUACCGCCAUUAGAGGAACAAAAGGGUACGUUGCACCUGAAUGGUUCAGGAACAUGCCAAUCACAGCUAAAGUCGAUGUGUAUAGCUUUGGGGUGAUGCUUCUAGAGAUCAUUUGCUGUCGAAAAAGCGUGGACAUGGAGUCUGAGGGAGAGGACAGAGCAAUCUUAACUUAUUGGGCUUAUGACUGCUUUCAAGAAGGGACACUGGAUGCUCUGGUAGAUUAUGACAUGGACGACAUGGUGAAGCUUGAGAGAUGUGUGAAGGUUGCCAUUUGGUGUAUUCAAGAAGACCCGACUCUUAGACCCACUAUACGGAAGGUUUCCCAGAUGCUGGAAGGAGUUCUUGAUGUACCGGUUCCACCCUGCCCAUUUCCUUAUGCCGCUAGUACUAUAGUUACUGCAAAUUGACGCCAGCAUUUCUCAGUUAUUGUAUAGUUUUGGUAUUUACUUCUAUUCAAAGAAUUAUCUCUUUCUAUUCAGACCGAGCAUUAAUACGAGGAAGACAGCUCUUUUGAUGUAUCCAGCUAGCUGUUGCAGCUAUGUUUGUGAAGUUUCUCAGAGAAUCGUAUUACUUCACAUAAAUGAAAUGCCUCUUUCUUCACGAUUAGCAUCAACUUGGAACUGAAAGUCUUAUAUAUCAUGUUGUAAUCUGAUUAAGAAAUAUGCA